Messenger RNA from Papaver somniferum (opium poppy), 2188 nucleotides. Its product is annotated as putative F-box protein At5g62660. NCBI's taxonomy places the organism in Eukaryota, Viridiplantae, Streptophyta, Magnoliopsida, Ranunculales, Papaveraceae. The coding region runs from base 227 to 1642 and encodes 471 amino acids. Gene Ontology annotation, molecular function: protein binding. The record is from RefSeq and is a predicted model, not a curated record. The transcript has 3 exons.
UACUAGUAUAAAAAGGAUCCGGUCGACUCACGGUUCUGCACCAUCUUUUCCCCUUCUUCUUCUCUGCUAAACUAUAGACCCUUUUGAGUUUCGUUCAUCCUGGUAGAUAAAUUUACGGAGCUUCUCUGAGCUUACUUAUUAGGAGGAUUGUGAUUCUUAUUCUUCUAGUCUUCUUUCAAAACCGAAUAGCAGGCAGCCUCGAUAAUUAUCCGAGCAGAGUCCUCCAAUGGAGGUUUUAACAAGUUAUGAUGCAUCGCCACACUUGUAUUAUGGUGGUGGAUCAAGGACUCAGGUCAGUCAUUUACCCAAUGAUAUUGUGAUAGACAUCUUAAGCAGACUCCCUGUGAAACCACUCAUGCAGUUUAAGUCGGUAUGCAAAAAAUGGUUGUCUUUGAUUAAACAUGAUACACAGUUGAUUGAUUUACACUGCAUCCGUUCAAAAUCACGUCCGAAACUCCUCUACAUCAACCCAUUGCCAGAAAAGGGCGUCCUUCACACUUGCUUAGACGUUAGCUUUUCAGCAAGCAAAACGUUACAGCAAAGCAUUUCAUGUGCAGAGAUAGUUGAAGGCAGUGGUGGUGAGGAAGAUGCCAUUAUUAAUAAGGUUAGGAUAACUGAUGACCAGUGGUUUCUUUAUAAUCAAAUCUUGGAACCAGUAAAUGGUUUGGUCCCAUUCAUAGAUUUGAAGACAUAUGCUAUUAAGGUAUACAAUGCAAGUACAAGAGAAGAAACACCAUGGGUCAAAUCAACAUUAGUAGCAGAAGAAAAUGCCAAACUUGCAAACAAAGACAGCACGAUGAAGAUAAAAAGUCUUUGUAGUCCAAUUUAUCGAUUUGGGUUUGACCCAGAAAAAAAAGAACACAAAGUAUUCUGCUUUUGGAGACUAGUUGCAAGACGCGAAAGUCAUCGUUACAAUUCCAAGCAACGCCCUGAUUAUGAAAGUUGGGAGGCGUUGACCAUGGGCCAUGACACUAAAUGGCGAAGGAUCAAUGCGGUUCCUAAUGAGAACAACCAAAUAAAAAUUCAACAGGCGCUCCCUCCAGCUAAUAGUAGUAUGCGAAAUGUGUAUGCAGAUGGUACCAUUUAUUGGAGUAACAAAGAAGAUUAUUGGGAUGUAUUCAGUGACUCUAAUCCCGAUGAUCCCGACGUUAUAGUUGCAUUUGAUGUUGGAAGUGAAAAAUAUAGAGUUAUCCCAAUUCCUAAUUUUAUCCUCAAUGAGCCUCGUGAUGAAACCUUUAGGAAGCCUAUUGGUAUGCUAGCAUUGGGUAGACAUGUAGCUCUAGUAUACCGUAUUGAACCCUACGUUGUUAAGUUAUGGAUGUUAGAUGAUGGAGCCGCCAAAAAACUGGAAAAUUGUCGAGGAAACAGAAGUAACUGGAUUGCUGAGACUAUAACUCUACCAUUUUGUUGUGAUGACGGGUUUGGCUGUUUUGGAAUUGCUGGAAGUACAGACAAGAUAAUAUUUGAAAGCCCGGGAUUCGAAGAUUCUGUAAGUGUCGUCGAUUUGUAUUCUUAUGAUCGCAGGAAUAUGACUUGCAUGAAGAUUGAGAUGGAUGGAGUUGCCUCGUUUACCGAACAUUCCGAGAGGUCCAUACUUACAACAUUUACGGAAAGCCUUUUUCCUGUUCUGCACAAAAGUUAGCUGACAUCUUCUGCAGAGUUUCUUUACAUACUGCAUGCCAUGUAGUAGCAAAUCUCUUGUUGCUAGCUGUUAGCAUUCUAUGUUGUCUGAGAGGCGCAGGCUUCGGCGAGUGUGCAGUGUGUAUGGUCUAAGAUGGGCAGGCUACGGAAGGGGUGCAGUCUGUAUUCGUUUUUGUUUGGGCUCGAACAGUUGGCAAACUGCCUUGGGCAUUAGUGUUUGCGCUUCAGGCUGUUUCAUUGGCUUAGGCAUUGAUGGUUGCAGGGAUUGAGAUUGAUAAUUGUUGAUGAUAAUGUUCAGUUUAGGCCUUGGUACGAGACUGAACUCUCAGGGUCGGAUUCAGUAACAUUACCCUCCUCGACACUAGAGUGACCGGAACGUAGUGUCAUUUAUAACAAUUUGGUUUAUAAAAUAUGCAACCGUAUGAUCACAUAUGGUAGUUGUGAGAGAACCUGUCUAACUUUCAUUUGUAGCAUGCUUUGUCAAUCCGUUUGCCGUUUGGUUGCCUUUUCUGUAAUUGUGUUCUAUUAUAGUACUUGGUGUUUGUCA